Molecule: messenger RNA, 282 nt
Organism: Pipistrellus nathusii (Nathusius's pipistrelle)
Lineage: Eukaryota; Metazoa; Chordata; Mammalia; Chiroptera; Vespertilionidae
Source: the annotation of a GenBank genome assembly
AUGCUCCCUCCGGGCAACAUCCUGCUCCUGCUUUUGCUCCCAGUGGCUGCAGCUCAGAUAGCUCCAGGUGAGAAAUCAAAACUCCUUCCCCUUUGCCUUGCUACAUCAGGUUCCUGUUCCGGAUGUGGUCCCCUCUCCCUGCCACUUCUGGCAGGCCUUGUGGCUGCUGAUGCUGUGGUGUCUCUGCUAAUCGUGGUGGUGGUGUUUAUAUGUGCCAGACCACGUGACAGGCCCACCCAAGAAGAUGGCAAAGUCUACAUCAACAUGCCUGGUAGGGGCUGA